GUUACAAGUUGGAAUGACAAAAAUAUGAAAUUGUUUUUUGAUGAUUAUAAAUAGAAGGGAUAUGAAAGUCUAGUAAUCAGUUAUUCGGAAAUUGUGGUGGAAAGAUUAAUUGAAUUCCAGAAUGAAGUGUGCAAUCCUCAUCCUCUCACUCCUUACCAUCAUACAACUAAGCCACAGUCAGGCUCGGUUGCCAAUAUGUUUCGGCCAAAAAGAUGGUACCCUCCUUCCGCAUCCUGGAAAAAAUAACGAAUACUACUUGUGCCACCAGGAUAUCCCGAUCCCAAUGCAAUGUCCAGCGGGUAAAGUAUUCUGCGCAACAGAAAGUGUUUGCUUGGAAAAAUGUGCAGGGACGGCAGACGUAUGUGAGGGACAAAAGGAUAACAUUGUCUUUGGCCUUCCUGGAAGCUGUUCUGGUUACAUUACUUGUCAUAGCGGAAAAUCGAAAAUUAAUUACUGUCUUGAGAACAAGAAAUUUGAUCCGGUCAUUGGGUCUUGUACGAGUGAAACUUGUCCGAAAUAAAGUGAAGUGUUUCUGUGGA
Hermetia illucens (black soldier fly) is the source of this 539-nucleotide messenger RNA. RefSeq lists its product as uncharacterized. Lineage: Eukaryota; Metazoa; Arthropoda; Insecta; Diptera; Stratiomyidae. Gene Ontology annotation, molecular function: chitin binding. The transcript is spliced from 2 exons. Bases 122 to 520 code for a protein of 132 amino acids. Gene Ontology annotation, cellular component: extracellular region. The record is from RefSeq and is a predicted model, not a curated record.